Sphenostylis stenocarpa is the source of this 717-nucleotide messenger RNA. NCBI's taxonomy places the organism in Eukaryota, Viridiplantae, Streptophyta, Magnoliopsida, Fabales, Fabaceae. The record is from the annotation of a GenBank genome assembly.
AUGGAUAAUGGGCAAUGGUUAAGGAAGGGUAUUAUAGUCAUAGCCCGUUCCAAAACCCUAGCUUCUCCCACCCUCAUAUUUACCUGUUUUUUACUCCCGUUCCCACCACCAUUGCUUAUUGCUGCUGCUGCAAUUCUCUCCCUUCUCUUCAGAUUCCAGAUUCCAUUAGCAAUGGCUUCCGAGAAGAAACUAUCGAAUCCCAUGCGGGAAAUCAAGGUCCAGAAGCUCGUCCUCAACAUCUCUGUCGGUGAGAGUGGCGAUCGUCUCACCAGAGCCGCAAAGGUGUUGGAGCAGCUUAGUGGCCAAACCCCAGUGUUUUCCAAAGCAAGAUACACUGUCCGAUCUUUUGGUAUCAGAAGAAAUGAAAAGAUUGCGUGCUAUGUAACUGUUAGAGGUGACAAGGCAAUGCAGCUUCUGGAGAGUGGAUUAAAGGUGAAGGAAUAUGAACUUCUGCGAAGAAACUUCAGUGAUACCGGGUGCUUUGGUUUUGGUAUUCAGGAGCAUAUUGACUUGGGAAUCAAGUACGAUCCCUCAACUGGUAUUUAUGGAAUGGACUUUUUUGUCAUUUUGGAGCGCCCUGGUUAUCGUGUUGGCCGCCGCCGUCGUUGCAAGUCUCGUGUUGGGAUCCAACAUCGAGUUACCAAGGAAGAUGCUAUGAAGUGGUUCCAGGUGAAAUACGAAGGUGUGAUCCUCAACAAGUCACAGGCAAUUGUUUAA